Melozone crissalis (California towhee) is the source of this 2316-nucleotide messenger RNA. Its product is annotated as E3 ubiquitin-protein ligase TRIM11-like. NCBI's taxonomy places the organism in Eukaryota, Metazoa, Chordata, Aves, Passeriformes, Passerellidae. Gene Ontology annotation, molecular function: zinc ion binding; protein binding. Bases 1 to 2316 code for a protein of 771 amino acids. The record is from RefSeq and is a predicted model, not a curated record. The transcript has 12 exons.
AUGGCGCUCCCCAGCCCCGCCGAGCAGCUCCGCGCCGCCGCCUCGUGCCCGGUGUGCCUGGAGCUGUUCCGCGACCCCGUCUCGCUGCGCUGCGGCCACAACUUCUGCCGGGGCUGCGUGGAGCGCUGCGGGCCGGGCCCCGGGGCGACGGCGGGGCCGCUCUGCUGCCCGCAGUGCCGGGACGCGGCGCCGGGCGGCGGGAGCGGCGGCCUGAGGCCGAGCCGGGAGCUCGGGCACAUCGCGGGCAUCGCCCGGGAGCUGCUCCCGGCGCUGCUCCCGGCGCCGCCGCCGCCAGCGGGGACACCGGGGACACCGGGGGACGGCUCCGUGUGCGGGCGGCACCGGGAGCCGCUGCGGCUCUUCUGCCGCGAGGAGCGGGCGCUGCUGUGCGCCGAGUGCGCGCGGGAGCGCCGGGAGCGGCACCACCGGGUGGUGCCCAUCGAGGAGGCGGCGCGGGAAUACCGGGAGCAGAUCCAGAGCUGCCUCCAGGCUUUGAAGGAGGAGAGAGAAAAAUUCCUGGAAAGCCGAAAAUCCGGAGCUUGGAGGAGCCUGCACCUGGACAGGAUGCGGGACGAGGGGCAGCGCCUGGCGCGGGAGUUCCGGGAGCUGCGGCGCUCCCUGGAGGAGCAGCAGCGCCUCCUGCUGGCGCAGCUCGGGGAGCUGGAGGCGGCCAUGGCCCGGGGCUGGGAGCAGGCGGCGGGAAAGGUCUCGGAGGAGCUGUCCCAGCUGGACACGCUCAUCUGGGAGAUGGAGGGGAAAUUCCAGCAGCCCCCGAGCCGAUUCCUGCAGGACAUCCAACAGCUCCUGCACAGCUGUGAGACGAUGAGGUUCCAGCCCCCGGCUGAGAUCUCCCCCGAGCUGGAGAGGAGCCUGGAGGAUUUCGCCCAGAGGAACGUCCUGGUGAGGGGCACCUUGAGGAGAUGCCAAGACAGCCUCAUGUUCCUGCUGCAGGAGCCGGCCUCGCUCACCCUGGACCCCGACACCGCCCACCCUCACCUGCACCUGUCGGCCGACGCGCGGGAGGCGCGGGGGCAGCUCCGGCCCCGCGACGCCCCCGACCACCCCGAGCGCUUCGACUUCGAGCCCUGCGUGCUGGCCCGGGGCGGCUUCACCUCGGGCCGGCAUUUCUGGGAGGUGGAGGUGGGCCAGGGCGGGGUGUGGGCGCUGGGGGUGAUGCGGGAGUCCUCCCGCAGGAGGGGCCCCCUCAGCCUGACCCCCAAGGAGGGCGUUUGGGCGCUGGAGGCCUUCCACUCGCUGACGUCGCCCCGCGCCAGGCUGCGCCUGCGCCCGCCGCCGCGCCGGCUCCGCGUGGCGCUGGACUACGAGGGGCGCCGCGUGGCGUUCUUCAGCGCCGGCGACGACGUGCCCAUCCUCGAGUACACCCGCGCCGCCUUCCGCGGAGAGCGGCUCCGGCCCUGGUUCAAGAUGGGCCUGGGCGCGCGGCUGCUCGAGGUGACGCGCGGCGAGCGCUGCCAGGACCGCGCCGUGGCCGGCAGGGUCGUGUGCCCCCUGGACUGGGUGGGAUUCGGGUUCUCCAUGCGGAUCUGCCUGCAAGAUCUGAAAAAUGAGCUGGAGAAGAGGCAGGCGAAAAAAACCCCGGAGAUUUCCCACCAGGAAACCCCAGAACAGGGUCAGGAGGAGAAGAACCAGCAGCAGGAUGUGAAGAGCUCCAUCAGCAGGUGUGGGAAAGUGACUUUCCAGCUGCCCCUGGACGCGGCUCCGGGGCUGGAAGAGCGAGUUUGUCACUUCUCGUGGAGGAGCAGCGCCCUGAAGGAAACCCUGAGGAAGCUCCAAGCCAGCGUGACCCUGGACCCCGACACGGCGCACCCCGAGCUGGUGCUCUCCGAGGACGGCAAGAGCGUUUGGCGCGGAUCCUCGCCCCGCCUGCUCCUGGACCGCCCUGAGCGCUUCGACCACUGGCCCUUCGUGCUGGGCCGCCAGGGCUUCGCGUCCGGGCGCCACUGCUGGCACGUGGACGUGGGCGACGGCGGCGACUGGGCCGUGGGCGUGGCGCGGGACUCGGUGCCCAGGAAGGGGCGGCUGAGCCUGGGCCCGCAGGGCGGGAUCUGGGCCCUGGAGAAGUGGGGCGCGCAGCUGCGGGCGCUGACGGCGCGCAAGGCGACCCCGGUGGCGCCGCGGUGGCUGCCGCGCCGGGUCAGCGUGCACCUGGACUGCCACGGCGGCUCCGUGGCCUUCCUGGACGCCGAGGACGGGGCGCUGCUCUUCGUCUUCUCCCGGGCGGCCUUCGGCGGGGAGAGGCUCCGGCCCUGGCUCUGGGUGGUGGGGGCCCGGUCGCGGCUGCGCGUGUGGCCCUGA